Rosa chinensis is the source of this 1941-nucleotide messenger RNA. RefSeq names its product heat shock cognate 70 kDa protein. The transcript is spliced from 2 exons. The record is from RefSeq and is a predicted model, not a curated record. The coding region runs from base 16 to 1719 and encodes 567 amino acids. Gene Ontology annotation, biological process: protein refolding; cellular response to unfolded protein. Gene Ontology annotation, molecular function: misfolded protein binding; ATP hydrolysis activity; ATP binding. Gene Ontology annotation, cellular component: cytoplasm. Lineage: Eukaryota; Viridiplantae; Streptophyta; Magnoliopsida; Rosales; Rosaceae.
AAGAACCAGGCCGUCAUGAACCCCAUUAAUACUGUUUUUGAUGCAAAGCGUUUGAUUGGUAGGAGAUUUAGUGAUUCAUGUGUUAGAAGUGACAUGAAGUUAUGGCCUUUCAAGGUGAUUUCUGGCGAUAAUAACAAACCGAUGAUUGUAGUCAAGUAUAAGAAUGAAACAAAACAAUUAGCUCCGGAAGAGAUAUCAUCAAUGGUUCUCUAUAAGAUGCGUGAAAUAGCAGAGGCCUAUCUUGGAUCGGUAGUAAAGACUGCAGUUGUAACUGUCCCAGCAUAUUUUAAUGACUCUCAACGACUGGCCACAAAGGACGCUGGUUUAAUUGCCGGAAUGAACGUUAUGCGUAUCAUCAAUGAGCCAACAGCUGCGGCAAUUGCUUAUGGUCUUGACAAAAAAGUCAGUAGCACUGGUGGGAAGAAUGUUCUCAUAUUCGAUCUUGGUGGUGGUACCUUUGAUGUCUCCAUUCUUAAAAUUGAAGAUGAGAUUUUUGAAGUGAAAGCUACGACUGGAGAUACUCAUCUUGGAGGUGAAGAUUUUGACAAUAGAAUGGUGAACCAUUUUGUACAAGAGUUCGAGAAGAAACACAAGAAGGACAUUAGCAAAAACCCUAAAGCAUUGAGGAGAUUGAGAACAUCUUGUGAGAGAGCGAAAAGGACUCUUUCUUCAACUACUGAAACCACUAUUGAAAUUGAUUCUAUAUUUGAGGGUAAAGACUUUUUCUCCAAAAUAACGAGAGCAAAAUUUGAGGAGCUCAAUAUGGAUCUCUUUUUAAAAUGUAUGGAGUCUGUGGAGAAUUGUAUGAGGGAUGCUGAAAUAGACAAUAGCAUCAUUCAUGAUAUUGUUCUUGUCGGUGGAUCUACUAGAAUUCCCAAGCUACAACAGCUAUUGCAGGAUUUUUUUAAUGGUAAGGAGCUUUGCAAAAAUAUCAAUCCAGAUGAAGCAGUUGCAUAUGGCGCUGCCGUACAGGCUGCAGUUUUGAGCGGUGGCGUUGAGAAGGUUCAGGAUUUACUCUUGCUGGAUGUGACUCCACUUUCCCUUGGUGUGCGGCGUUAUACAGGGAAAACAACUGUUAUGAUCCCAAGAAACACUACUAUUCCCACCAAGAAAGAAAGAGUUUUCACAACCAUCAUGCAAAACCAAUCUGGUAUAAUUAUAGAUGUUGUUGAGGGUGAAAGAAUAAUGGCCCGAGAUAACAAAUUGUUGGGUGGAAUGGUACUCUCCGGCUUACCUCCUAGUCCAAAAGGUGUACCUUCGAUCAGUGUUUGCUACGAGAUAGAUGCGAAUGGAAUUUUGGUUAUCUCUGCAGAGGAGAUAUUAUUAACAGGAAGGAAGAAAAAGAUCACAAUCAAUGAUUACAAAAAUAGGUUACAUAGUUGGGAAAUAGAAAAGAUGGUAAAGGAGGCAGAGAAGUACAAGGCAGAGGAUGAGGAGAAUAAAAAGAAAGAAGAGGCUAAGGUUUUAUUUGAAUUAUAUGCAUAUGGCUUGAGGGAUAGCGUUAAUGAUCUUGCCCUUAAUGAGGCAAACAAGAAGACAAUUGUUGAUGCAGUUAAAAAGGCUUUGCUGUGGCUUAAUGCGAACCAACUUGUGGAAUGCAGUAAAUACGACGAUGAAAGGGCAAAGCUUGAGAGUCUCUGCAAUCCCAUCAUUGCAAAAGCCAAGAUGCGUCAGAAUGCUGGUAGCAAAAGUCAAGCUUGUAGCAAAGUGGGUCGAUGAUCGAUAGUCCUGCUUAAGCUGGUGUUAGUCUUCGUUUGCUUUCCUGUGGAAUGUGGAUUCAUAGGUUUAUUAUUUGUAUGGAUUGCUUCUAUGAGCAUCUUAAUUUUAUGAUAGCUAGAUAGAACCAACAUUACAUGCAUUAACAUUUUGUUAACGUUUCUUUGGAAAUUGAAACACAGGCAGAUACUGAAUUACAAGCAUGGCAUAUAUUGUAAGCAUUAA